Molecule: messenger RNA, 9937 nt
Organism: Petromyzon marinus (sea lamprey)
Lineage: Eukaryota; Metazoa; Chordata; Hyperoartia; Petromyzontiformes; Petromyzontidae
Product: regulator of G-protein signaling 20-like
Source: RefSeq, a predicted model, not a curated record
CGUCAUUGUCACACAGAUUCACACACACACAAUGGAUAGAUAUGGCUCAGCACACACACAGCAUCACACACGCGGAAUAGACAUAUCACACGGAUAAACACAACUCACAACACACCGUCAUUGUCACACAGAUUCUCAACAUAACUGGACAGAUGUAGCUCACAGCACACAGUCUUGAUAUAUAUUCACACACACACAUUGGAUAAAUACAGCUGACAGCACACACACACACGGAAUAGACGUAACUCACACAGCACACGCAGAAUCACACCCUCACUCACACGAUACCAUCAUAACUAACAGCACACAGCGACUGCCACACAGAUUCACACACACACUGCAUCGAUAUAGCUGACAACACACACACAGUCACUCUCACACAGAUUGACACUCAUACGCGCGCACACAUUCACACUGACGGGAUAGACAUAGCGGCCAGAGCAAGCGCACACACACACACUACACACACACAGUCACGCAGAUUCACACACACACAUACACAUCACAGAUUCACACACACACACGCGCAUACACAUCACAGAUUCACACACACACAUCACAGAUUCACACGCGCGCGCGGUCAGAGUGCAUCAUUCUCCGCGGUGCCGCUGGAGAGGAGAAUCGGUAGCUGCCCGCUGGUCGUCGUCGUCGUCUUCGUCGCUGCUGCUGCUGCAUGUGGAGGAGGAGGGAUGCGCCGAGGUGAAGCAGAGACGAGCAGCAGCAGCAACAGCAGCAGUAGCGCAUAGAGCAGAAGAGACGCGAGAGGGCUGGACAUGCGCAAGAGGCAAUCCUCCGUUGGAGGGCUCACUGCCGCCACAUCCACCACCACCACCACCGCAACCGCCGCCACCACCACCACCACCGCCACAACUACCACCGGCACCAGAGAGGGGUCACCGGACACACGCGCAACCGCCCGUGGCAGCAGGACCGUCCAUCGAGGAGCCCCCCAACAAGGAGCCGCAAACACCUGCUGCUUCUGCUGGUGCUGCUGCUGCAGCUGCUCAUGCCUUGCCAUCCGGAACCGAGAGGAAGAGGAUGUGGGGCGGCGUACAUCGCGGGACACAAAACUGGAGAGCAUCCCCAGCCCUGGCGAGAGUGCUCCAUCUCCCGAGGAGGUGCGUGCCUGGGGCCGCUCGUUCGACCGGCUCAUGCGCUCGGCGGCUGGACGGCGAGUCUUCCGCGAGUUCCUGCGCUCCGAAUUCAGCGAGGAGAACCUCCUCUUCUGGCUGUCGUGCGAGGAGCUGACACACGAAAGCGAUCCCGCUGCCAUCGAGGAACGCGCCAGGAACAUCUACGAAGACUACAUCUCCAUCCUGUCCCCCAAGGAGGUGAGCCUGGACUCGCGGGUGCGAGAGGUCAUCAACAGAAACAUGCUGGAGCCCACACCCCACGCCUUCGACGACGCGCAGCUGCAAAUCUACACGCUCAUGCACCGCGACUCCUACCCGCGCUUUAUCAACUCGGUGCUCUACAAGUCCCUCCUCAACUCCACCAGGGCCUCCUCGACCGCCGGCUCCUCCUUGUCGGAGCCGUAGUAGGCCGGCGACGGCGGGUGAUGGGAGAGCGAUAUUUUUUGGGCCGCGGGACGUGGAGUAGGCGCGCAGACGUGAGCUGCGUUUGUAAAAAGAUGUGUGGGUCAUGAUGGGCGUUUGUGGGGAGUCAUAACAAUGCUCCCUCCUUCAAUGCUGGAGCCUGUUUGAUUUGGGGUGAAUGACACGUUCUCAGGAUGAACUUUAGUGUGGGCCAGUCGCGGGGUCCAAAGAUAUAACAAGGGGACACCGAGUCGUUAACAAAGAGGCCUGUGGGCCCUCCCCUUCUAGAGAAAAUAUGAGAUCCUUAAAGAGUUCUUUAUGCUCGGCAAAUCUUUAGGCUGAGCAGGGAUAACUUUGCGUAAAAAGAAAUACAAGGGCUUAACCUGAACGGGCCUUGAAGCCGGGCAGGAGGGUGUGUGCGUGCGUGCGUGUGUGUUUACUUCACUGUUUUUAACGAUAAGCAGGGAACAUUCCACAGCCCAUCAUCUAACCGACCAUGUGACCACUCUUGAGCACAGUAAUGCGGCUUGCAUCUUUUAUUUUUUGGGCCAAGUUGUACGGUGGCGGGGCGGUGGGUUGCCAUGAUUAACGAGUGUCUCCUUCUCUUCUCUGACAUCGGAGUAGCUUUAAAGAAAGAAGACUUGCUCGAGAGAUUUCCUCACCUUCAUUUGUUGCUUCAGGAGGUUGAGUUCGAGCGAUCUUUUCCACGGUGCUGAACAGUGAGACACUUGACGGGUGGCUCAGUAAGUUGUUUCAUAGCCUUUAUGUGAUGAGCAGUACAAGCCGAACCUAGCUGCUUGCUUGCUGCUCACGGAUGUGCAUGCAGCUCCAUGAUGCUCAUAGUGCUUUGAAGGGUGGUGCCGGCUCAGAGGCAGCUUAAGAGAGGUAAUGAUUUAGGGACACGGAGUAAAAAUUACAUUUACACAAACGCAUAAAAUAUGGGCAUCGUUGCCUUUUUGGCUUUUAGUAGUUUUUAAAAUGGACUUUUUUAGACUUUGUAUCUUCAGUUUGAUGAGUCGGAGAGCAGAUGCAGCCUCUGAGUUUCCCAUAAUCACCUUCUCCAGUUGACGAACAUCUCUACCAACUUGGAAAAUAAAAUAUGAAUGUGCACGCCAGUACAAUGCACACAUAUAUUAUAUUAUUAAACACACUGAGGAUAAAUACAUUGAAGCAAUCUGGAGAGAGAAAUAAUCUCCACAAUACCACAGGGCUUGAAAUGUGCCAAGCACCCUGUAGUUUUCACCAGCCUUGCUAAAAUGCUGAAAGUGUGGCCGUGCUGAAUCCUACGGCAGAAAAACGGCAAUGAAAAUGUGAUAAAAAAAUAUUAUCUUCACUUGUACAGAUAUUUUAGUUUUCCUGUGAGCUGCAGUGACAGUGCUGAAGGGAGUCAAGGGCGAUAUUUCUUCCCUGCCUUUCUCACCAGAAAAGCUGUGUUCUCUCUCGACAGUCUAAACGGUGUCUUCAGCAAUGUUUAGGCUGCAGCACUGCUGCUGUGCAAGCCCAGGUCAGCGAGGCCUUCGUAAUGUGAAGUUGGGUAUUUUUUGUUUAAUUCCUAUCGAUUUAGGCCUGAGGGUGAGACAUUUCAUGGUGCAUAAGUGACCGGUAAAAGGCAUUUUCGGUGAGCAAAUGCCUUAACAAACCUUUCAAUGAAUCAAUUUAUUUAAUUCCAAGGCCUAGAUGAGGGUUUCACCAUGGGCGAGGUGGACAGCAUGCUUUAUUUAUUGAUUGGUUUUGGCUGAAUGCAUGGGAAAUCUCAGUAGUAAGCCUUUCCAAGUUAUUUCCAUAAGGGCCAGAUUUGCAUUAUGUGAUCUGGCCAGAGAUUGUGAACGUGAGGGCUGGGGAUGGGGUGAACACUUAAGUACACUGAAAUUGAACGGUGCCAAUAUGUUGCAUGCAAUUUACUUGAUGUUUACGAACUACGUGAAAAAUUAUGCGCCAGAGAAGUCUAACUUUUACGUUGUGUUGCUUCUUUUGCGCGGUAGAGUUGAGCUGACUGAAAGAACACUCUCUUUUAUUUACUGUAACCAUUAAUAAGGUUACGCUAGGCCCGCCAGCCUGUAGAGCAACAAACCCCUCUCCCAGAGAAGCCAGUUUCAAAGUGCUUGACAAGAUACACAGUGAGAUGGCGAUUCUCCUGGGGCAGUUCCCGAACGCAAGGAUCUGAGGCUCUGCCACAUAUGAGAAUCACCACAAUGGACGUUUCUUAUCCCCGUGCCUCCAUUCGCAUAGCACGAUCGGCAUGCCACAACUCAAGAUGAAAGUUGAUUAAGCCAAAAAGAUGGGGUGGGGGGGGGGAGGACAAAAACAACCACGAAUAUUCUAUCAAUUAUCAGCAAAACAAAAAUACACCAAGUUAUAACUGUAAACAAAACAUGUCGCACAUUUAUUUCAUUUAAAAGUAUGUAAAUAUAUGUACAUACAAUUGCGUGUGAAAGGCAACGCAAGUUUGAAAUGUGUGUUGCGUUGGUCUUUUAAUUUAUAAAGCAGGGGGGUUUUUAAUUGUUAAUGUUUCACGAGCAAUAAAAAAUAUAUAUAGAAAAAAAGAAAAGGAUUUCUGUAAAUACUUUAUGAACAUCAAGUCCAUUUCCUUCUAGGGGUAGCAAAUAAGUAAUCGGGACAGAUUUAAUUGCUAUUCAUUUAUUUUUCAGAUCAGAUAUGCUUUAGUUGCUGAAGCUCAAAGGUUUCACGUGCUUGGUAUAUUACUUUAAGGGGGGAGUGAGUGCUGACGCAGCUUCAAUUUACAAGUUGGCGUGCUUUUUGUGACUUAUUUUCAGUCUGAGAUUACAUUGAGAUCUCUAACUGGGGCUGCAAAAUAAAAUAUAUUUUCCUUCACGUUAAGUGUUAAUUUUCUUCACCUCGUGAAAACUGUGCCAAAACAUUACGUUUGGUGGCAACAUCAACAUAUUUGUAUAAACUUUACUGCUACUUACAUUUUUCUGGUUGUGCUGUAUAGCCCCCUGAUGUGGUUUUGGGUUGUACUGCAUGUUGUUCGACAUGAUGUUGGGAAACGAAUAAGCUCCCAGCACAUGGAGCAAAACAUCGAACAUUCAUUCAGUUCCUGAAGAAGCUCCCAGCACCUGAAACGAAAUGUCGGACAUCAUGGCGAACACGCUGUUGAACCCGAAAACACAUUAGUGCCGUGAAUGUUUCUUAGAAUUGAAAAGAAAGAGAUGUGGAUUUUAUGACUGUGUAAUAUCCCAUUGUGAACAUUUGGAGUUUGUUUUAUGCCAAGAUGUGGGUUUGACAUAUUUUAUUGCGAACAGCAUCUAUUGAACCAAGUGUGAAGUCUGCCUUCUGCCAUUGUGCAGUGUGUAAUGCAACCCAAAUAUAUGGACGUGGGCUGCACCUAUAUGCUAUGAAGCUACAUAUAGCGUAAUGCCACCAAUGUACAUUAUUUUACUUACACCACACUCUUCGACGGUACGGUAUUCUACACGGCAAGCAUGCAACAAUUCAUUGGUUAAAAUAUAUUCAAACGGUCACAAUAUAUUAAUUGAAUCAUGCAUCGUACAAUCUAUUAUUUACAAUUAAAGUAUGUUUAAGCAGAGCGUAAUUUCUCAAAUAUUUUCUGGGUUAAUAAUAGAAGACUGGAUUAGGUGGCAGAUGACCAAUAUCCACAGCCAUAGCGAGUGGUAUAUUGGAUGUGGUGUGCUGGGUGAAAACAUUUUUAUUGGCCACUGACCCAAACAAACCUAGCUGAAAGUAAGCUCCAUCUUCAAGCUAAUGGGUGAAACCAGAUUAGAGAGAAUACAAGACGAAUAAAAGACUAACAGGAACUAGUUAUUGACAAAAAAGUAAUACCAAAAUUGGUAAAUCACUCAAUAUGGACCUUAUCAAGGUAAAAUACGACAUUGAGAGGUAAAAUACGACAUUGGGAUUUGGCUCCUGAACAUAUUGCCAUACGCAAGAAUAACUCCCCGUUCAAAUAUGGGGUAGUGCUCACGUCCAUUUAUGGCUUUGAGGUAGUAGUGAAAAAAAAAUCUACAUUCCUAUGGCAAGGAUCAGCCUCCCCCAUGGGACAUAUUUGUAAGAAUGUAUGGCCAUGCAUACCAAGAUUAAUAACACGAUGUAACACAAGUUUUGUACCUGGGUAGCAAGUGUUAUUUCGUAAUUGCUCAUGCCUAAAAAGUAUAGAAAAUGGCAUUUUAUUCCCCACAAACUUUGCUUUUGUGACUAGGACAGUGGUAUUUAGAAGUUUACCUAUUUUCAAUGAGAACACGGACGAAUUUGUGUCAUUUCGUUCGCAUAAAGUCAGAAAACAACAACAUAUGAAUCAAAAUGAACAUGUAUUUAUAUUAAAGUAAUACAAAAAUGACUACAAAAGAUUUAGAAGUGAGUAGUUUUUCGAGAUUGUUCCUCCCCACAAAGAACUCGGUCCGCUGUGGCCAGUCCCGCCUGUGAUAAGUGCACCUUGGUGUCUAAAUCUUUAGCUGGAUCUGGUUGUGUGCUAAGUCGGGGGGUGUUAUGGAACUCAACUAUUUAUAAAACAGCAUUACAUUUGACUACUGCUUAGGUUUUUAUGGUUGCGAUGUGUAGCUCUCAAAUGGGUUUGCAAGUUGUGCCAUGUAUUGUUUGAACAUCAUGCUGAACAAGACGCGGUACAUUAAAAACCUAUCGGCGAGUAUUACAUUUAAUGUAACAGUGUAAAGUACAUUGUGUACUUUAACUGUAAAGUUUUUUUAUUACACUGUAAACAUAAUUACGUACUGUAUGAGUCACGUGCAUUCUAUCGAAUAAGGCAGUUAGCAGUUUUGUUAACAUAGUGUUUACCACUAAUCGUGCGUGCAAUUUGACGUGGUCGUCAGCAUGAAUUUGUUCUGAGGUCAGUCAUUCAGUCUGUGAGACUAAGGUCAGAGUCUGUUAGACUAAUAUCACAAGUCAUUCAGAGUCUGGUAGACUAGACCUCAAAUAAUCUUCUUUUUGUUUUGCUUGUGUAUAGAAACACCAAAAGCAAAAAAAAAACAUAAAAAAGAAACAUAUACAAUAUAUGAUGAACUUUGUAACAUUUAUUUUGAAAUGUAUUCGCUUUUCCACAAAGCAAACAGUUCAGUUAAGAGAGUUUUAUGAAGUUGCAGUCUACCCCUUUAGGUCGAUUUCAACUUUAAGUUCGAGGGCAAGUAUGUGUGAGCGUCUUUUGACGCGGGGAAAGCCGAGGCUAUAGUUGAGGCGGAUUUUCGAGAUCGGCGAUAUCCUGCAAAAUGUUUUUGAUUGAUUUGAAUCGCAAUAGAAAACUAUGAUGAAAAAAAAGUAUUUGUUUUCGUUCCAAGUGAUCUUGACCUUUAACAAGGGUGAAGGGAACAUCUCAAUUUAGAGCCCACAUAGUCUGUUAUGGGCACAUUUUCUUUAUUUAUUCACGUUGACUCUGCUGGUUUAUAGUACAGGUUGAUUCGUUUAUAGAUGCCCCCCACUGAUUGCCAAUGACCAUGGUCUUGUGAAGUAUGUGACUGGUUGAGACGUUUGUAUGUUGGACUGGCCGAGAUUGAACAAUUGCAUGACGCCGGUGUGUCGACUGGUAUAACCACACUAAGAUUUUUUUUUCUUGUCGGGUCACAACAAAGACUGCGUGUAUGUGGAUUGUUUAUUAAGUGUGUAGAGAUUGGUGGGAGGCUUGUCGAGGCUUUCAAAUAAAUGUAUCCCUAUGACUUUGGUGGGGUAUCGUCAGGAUCACGAGGUGGUGGCAGAAAACUAGGAGAGGCCUUCAUCAAGAAGUGGAUUAAGGCUGACGAUGAUCGAGAAAUAGAUCACCCUUUACAUCUCAUUUGCAAGAUGGUCAUAUGCUGCUGAAUAGAUUGGACACGAAAAACCACCGCAAUGAUUUUGUACAUUUUUUUUUAAAUCUAAUACCUGAAGCACUAGAUCGGCAAAGUCAACAGUGAUGCCAAACGUGCUGUGCGGGGCAAAGAGAGAUCAAUGCAUGUGUGUAUCCUUGUCUUUGACCCAAGACCGUACAACACUGUAACGAGCGGUGCAUUGUGGGUCCAGGUUAUUCAUCUAGCCCAUCGGCAACAAGCAAAAUGCUCUCUGCAAUCAUUAUUUGGCUGGUGCUUGAAUCAUUGAGAUAGGUGUCAGUUAUUUUACAUACGUUUUCACUUAAGUUACUCAGUGAGCUACGAACUACAUUUUUUUGGGAAGAUGUUUUCCAUGCUGUAAUAUCUGCGUUUUUUUUUAAAUACAGCUGUACAAAAAAAUUUACUCUACUUGGAUAUAUCUACAGUAUGUACAUGCACAGUCUCUACAAUGAGCGCCAAGCGGUGUCAUUUUUUGAGAACGAGAUACCGAACACAUUUUAUACAAACUUACUCGAACGUUAAGCUCAUUUAAAAGUCCUACCUUUGUGUAAUAAUCAAAUAUCUAUAUAGUAUUGACGUUAAGGGUGCCCAUACUGAAUAAUAAAGUAAUAAGUUUGAGUCCAUCCGUGUUUUUAUCUCGUUCUCUAAACUUUUGUGUGAUCGACUAGAGCUCAGUCGUAGUCGAAAGUGCAUCUAUUAGUGUUGAUUGUGUUUAAUGUGUGCUGUCUUAGAAUGUGUCAGAUUCCAAUUCAGUGGAAUUGGCUGAUGCUCUAUGAGCCCAAGGCCCCCUACUGAGAUGAAAGUUCUGUCGGAUGCGUCGCUGAAGAUGUGUGGCCAUGUUGUUCCGAGGAACUUUUUCCGAACCAUACUUUUCUAUAAUCGGAUAAUGUUCUGAAGUUAAAUUCAACAGCCUAUUAAUGGCAGCUCAAAUAUGAGGUUAUGUGCAAUGUAAUUUGCAACAUGGACUAUAAGACUAACAUGUGAUAGACAUGUCGCCUGAUAUAUACACACACAUAUGAAAAGUUGUAUAAUUUAGGUCACUUUAUAAUUAAUGAAAAAUGGGACCUAAAGCACACGUGGCUGUGUGGAGGGGGGGGGGGCGACUAUCCUGACACUCAGUAAGUUAACAAGCAUAAUCUAUAUUGUUGAUUCCCACUACUGCCAUCCAGGUAACUUAACAACAAACAGCAUUUUUACGCAUGGUAUACCGUAAUCGCAAGUCCCCCAUAACAAUGAGCUAGUUGGAAAGGUUGGAAAACGUUCAUCUUUAAGGUCAGAUCGUGUGUCUGCUGCACAGCAGCUGUGGGAUCUGGCAAGAGGGUAGAAAGCGUUGACGAGAGGUGUGGUGGUAUCAACGGCUUUGGCCAAGAUGACAUCUUGAUCUGGAGGAAUAUAAUCCCAAUGUCAAACUGCUGAGCCGACGUUGCUGAGAUAAUGGGUCUGAAUGAUUGUAAGUCAGCUAAGAUAAAACCAGGUUCACUGCACAAAAUGGCAUGACAUUUGGUUUUCCAAAUUUGCCUCAACAUUAAAUGUACCGAACUGGAUGACCGACUUUGGAAAAUCAAAUUCUACUUAAUACAAUGAUUUAAAAAAUGUAUGUGCAACAAAAAAAUUAAAUGCUGAGUGUUUGGUGUGUGCACGAUGCUGCUGACUACAACGCUAAUUUAUAUUAGCGUGGCACGAAACACACACAGUGGGCCACCACCCCUGGAAAUUGGUGCUAUUUCCACCAAUUUCCCAACAAAAAAUCCCAUUGCACCUGGAUUUUUUCAGUCCACCGAUCCUGACGUGUGACUGAUGAUCGUAAUUGUUCCUGAUCAGGAAGAAAAUGUAACAUAACAUUUUUAUUUCCCAGUGAGUAUUUUCUAUCGUUCCAUUUUUGCCAAUGUUUUAAAAACUGUGUUGAUGCAGACUUUAUAAGGGCUAAGUGUGCAUAUAACUGCAUGUCAUAUUAAUACAUGAAUGCUUGUGUCAUAUAAAACACAUGCACACAACCACACAGCUCACAUUUCACUCGGUGCUGAAUGCGUAGUCACAAUUCUAGCGCCACCUCCAGUACUGAAAAUGCUGCAUCCCAUCACUGCACCCUUGGUGCUCAUUUUAGGCCAGGCUGGGGAGACCCAGACCUUGUUCACAUAACGACUGCGACUGGUGAUGUGCAGGAUGAGGAAUUAAAUCUGGGUGGCUGGGACCAUAAUGCAACAUUGAAUCACUACACCACCACUUGCCACACAUGCACACACACUCAAGCACAGAAAUAUUUUACAAAGCUCUUUCUCCAGCACCAGAAAUAGCAGGUGGGUCUAGAAGAGAGGCUUUUCAUUUUCUCGAUUCAUGCUUAACCUUGCUCUAGAACUUCCUGUCAAAAAGGCUGCUUUGUGCUGGUGCAUCACUUUCUAACAAAGAAACAUAUUUACUCAUUUUCUACACUAAGAACAACAACGGAUAACUGUAGAUGGAUCCGACUCGAUUGCUCAACUGUAUGAGUGUGAAGCACUGCUUUUAUUUCGGUUUUUUUCCCCUCUUAAUAUGUAAAGCGUACUGUUAUGGCUUGAUCAAGUUGGCAACAUUUGUUAUAUUUCACUGCGAAUUAAACAGCGCUAUUUGAUUUCA